This is a messenger RNA of Sclerotinia sclerotiorum 1980 UF-70, 573 nucleotides long. RefSeq lists its product with no specific name. The transcript has 3 exons. The record is from RefSeq and is a predicted model, not a curated record. The coding region runs from base 1 to 573 and encodes 190 amino acids. Lineage: Eukaryota; Fungi; Ascomycota; Leotiomycetes; Helotiales; Sclerotiniaceae.
AUGUCUCAAAUAUGUCAAUCUCUCGCACAGACAAAUGUGAGCAUGAAUAUCAACACAAUGGCCAUUGCCGUCGCCGUCGUUAGCAAGCCGGAUGCCUACGCGGCGUUGUGUGGAAAACUCUCCACUCUAGCAUGGGAAGCAUUUAGUGUCAAGUGCGGGAAUCACGAAAACGGAGAGAAUUUGCGGAGAUUAUCCCAAUUUCAGUUGUCCCUAACCGUGGUUCAAUCAUUUGAUAUCUUGGAGAUCAAUAAUCCAAUCAAUUUCUCUUAUCUCUGGCAUUGGAACCACGAAAGCAUGAAAGUACGAAACGCUCACAAGCUUCAUCAAGACCGACCCGAGAAAUUGAGAGAGCGGCUGCUUGCUACGCCUUCUGUGCCCCUGCAUUGCAACGUCGUUGGGCCAUGUCGCUGGUGCUUCCACGACAGUAAUUUGUGGGGUUGUGGUUGUACACGGUUUGUACCUGUCACUGUACAUACCAAACAUCAUCAAAUCAUGUUAUUCACCUCAUGCCACUGUGAAGUUGUACAUGCUUCGGAGUACAGCGACGACCAAUUUAAUGGCAUGCACUUCUGA